CCGGGGCGCGACAUCAGUCGCUGCCGAGCUCUCUAACAGCCACCAUUGUCAACAGCAUUAAUUUGUAGUGUUUUGUGUCGUAUCAUUUGUGUUCAAAUAUACCAACGAUGUCGUCAACAAAGAUGCUGGUCUGCGCGUUAGUGGUUGUGUGCGUCAGCUUGAGGCAUGGACUGGCUGCGCCUGCGCCACAGGAAGACGGACCACCCACACCAUACGAAUAUAAAUACGACGUAGAAGACCCAGAGAAGACGUUAUAUUUCGGCGCUAAUGAAUCCGGUGAUGCACAGGGUAAGGUCGUCGGAGGGUACCGAGUAUUGCUUCCUGACGGUAGACUCAUGAAUGUUGAAUACACGGUGGAAGGUGAGAGUGGGUUUGUGCCCAAGAUUACCUUCGAGAAUAACGCAAACCCAUUCGGCCAGGGCAAGUAAACAUGACGAUGUAAAUAACAACAAUCAUACAUGUCCAAAAUUGUAGAAUUUCUAAAUUAAUUUAAUUUAAAUUAAAAAAUAUCUAUUUAUAUUUUGUUUUUCGAAUGAAUUUUUAAUUUAUUACAUGUGAUUAUUUUAAAUUAUGAUGAAUAUUGAUUAUGUAUCGAGUAGCCGAAGUUACCAAUUCUGUGAUUCAAGUUAUAAUAGGUCAAUAUUGCCAUUACAACUAAGACAUCUUAGUGACUAGUUUGAGUUAAUACGCGUUUGUAUAACUCGAUUUAGUAUAAUUUUUUUAUUCAUGUAAAUUUUGUAAGCAAGCAAAUAAAUAUGUUUAUAA
Messenger RNA from Papilio xuthus (Asian swallowtail), 765 nucleotides. The record is from RefSeq and is a predicted model, not a curated record. Lineage: Eukaryota; Metazoa; Arthropoda; Insecta; Lepidoptera; Papilionidae.